Molecule: messenger RNA, 1336 nt
Organism: Aspergillus nidulans FGSC A4
Lineage: Eukaryota; Fungi; Ascomycota; Eurotiomycetes; Eurotiales; Aspergillaceae
Exons: 2
Coding region: 398-1336 (312 amino acids)
Source: RefSeq, a predicted model, not a curated record
CGGCGGAGCGAUAUACGCGUCUCGGAUUAUAAUUUAGAUCGCUCGCUCCUUAUCGUCGAGUUUCUGAACGCUUCCAAAUUCCUAACUCAUACCGCGUAACCAUGCAUUUGAGGGCUCAUCAUUAAAUCAUUUCGUUCCUAGUUUUACCAGGAACGACAAAGAGGAGGUGAGGGGGCGACGGGGUCACUGCUUACCGCACUCAAGUAUCAUCAAGCGAGUUCAACUCAAAAAGCACAUCUACAUGUCAUCUAUCUCCUCGACUGUGUGUAGGUGUUCUGUUGGCCGAGAUCGCAAUAGUUAAGGCCGAGUUUAUUGUCGAGAACUCACUACUCGGACGACCCUGGAAUACAUUUUAUUCCGGACACCUGUGAGCAAUUCAGGCGAAGCGCAAGAAGACAUGUCUGCUCAGAGAACUGAUCGCAAAAACAUUUCCAAAGCACAAAUCAAACCUUUGCUGAAACGAGUCUCACGGGAUGGUUCAUCGUCUACGUCGAUUGACCUCUCGCGGCACUCGUUUGAACAGGAGGGACUAGGGAUUUACACAGAUGACAAGGGCACAGAGUUAUACACCAACUUUCCGACCAGGAGGAAACUAUCCGACUUGCACCGUCGAUCUACGAGCGGAACCUCUCAGCUUUCCACAGCUAGCAGCUCGAGUAUGGGCAAACCAGGCUCGCAGUAUGUCCAUCCGAUGCGCCGCGCUCCGCGCGCGUAUACUCCUCCUUUAUUGACACAAAGCCAAACUUCCUAUUUUGAGGGUCACCCUCAUCAGGAAGAUUCGGAGUAUGCAAAUGAUUCCGUGUCUUCAGGGCCCAAGCCACGCUUGUCAUUGCAUUUCCCGGACACAACAUUUACUCCAGGGGCGUCACAGACCAAUGUAACCGGCCGCGCGUCUUUCGGAUAUUCACGAGAAAACGCCAGCACGUUAGAUACAACAUCGCCCACGUCCCGUUCGUCUCUAGAUUUUGUCUUUCGCUCCAGAACAAGGACGAGCAUGGACCCUGUGUCUCGAGCAGCCACAAUCCAAGCAGCACGCCAGGCGUUUGAAGAAAAGGAAGCGGCCAAGAAUAGGAAAUUCGAAGAACAGCGUAUCAAAGCAGAAGAGAGGCAAACAAAACGGAAAGAGAGGCAAAGUCACCGAACGUCAAUCAAGGACGAUAUACGGGAGAAGAGUUGGGGUCUUGAUCCUGAUGAUAACCAUGGCCCGCGUCGGACCACAGAACAAUCUACCCCGGGGAGCUGGAAAUCCCAGUCAAAAAGCACUUGGAUGCUUUUCCUUACUUGGCUGCGAACUAGGAUAUUCAAGUUCAGAAGGAAGCCGCACCGGAAAAUCUAG